AUGGUCUUUGCACCUAGUAAAGAAGAUAAUCCACCAAUAAGAUUAUCCAGCAGAGAAAACAUGAUUAUGGUAGAGUGUGGCGAAAAUAUGGUUGGAAAUGGUGAAGAUUUGUUAAAUUUUGUGUUCAAAGCCGCCAUGUCUGCUGGUGGUCCCUCAUGUCUAAAAUAUAUUGCAAUGAUAUUUGUUUCUGAAAUUGAUGGGUCUGUUUUCCAAAUACAAGUUGUAGUUUGGUUUGAAAAUAUUGACCUCAAUUUUAAUACAGAUGUUCAUUCCAAUAUGGUCUUUGCUCCGUUUUAUUGUAUUGCACCUACCAACGAAGAUGAUCCACCAAUAAGAUGA
This is a messenger RNA of Lottia gigantea (owl limpet), 339 nucleotides long. RefSeq lists its product as hypothetical. The transcript is spliced from 3 exons. NCBI's taxonomy places the organism in Eukaryota, Metazoa, Mollusca, Gastropoda, Lottiidae. The coding region runs from base 1 to 339 and encodes 112 amino acids. The record is from RefSeq and is a predicted model, not a curated record.